Carassius auratus (goldfish) is the source of this 1264-nucleotide messenger RNA. RefSeq names its product MARVEL domain-containing protein 1. Gene Ontology annotation, molecular function: structural constituent of myelin sheath. Gene Ontology annotation, cellular component: membrane. Gene Ontology annotation, biological process: myelination. NCBI's taxonomy places the organism in Eukaryota, Metazoa, Chordata, Actinopteri, Cypriniformes, Cyprinidae. The transcript has a single exon. Bases 150 to 638 code for a protein of 162 amino acids. The record is from RefSeq and is a predicted model, not a curated record.
AGUAGAAGAAUCCCUCUGUGUGCAUUUGCAGGGUUCUCCUCCUCCAAAACCCUUAUCAGCCGCUCCUUACCUCUCCUCGUUUCUCUGUUUGUGGCAAACAGUGCCCACCCUGACCUCCAGGAGAAAGUCUUUUUCAACAAAAAGAGGAGAUGCCCCCUCAGCCACAGGUGAAGAGAAGUUUCCUGGAAUUCCUCAAGAGCUUUAUCGGGAUUGUACGGGUCCUCCAGAUCCUCCUGGGAGCCGGGCUUUGGGUCACCAUCGCUGCCAACAAGUAUGAGGGCUCCAUUCACUUUGUGCUGUUUGUGGCCGUGCUUUUCUGGCUCCUCACGUUAGCCAUCUUCAUCCUCACGCUUCUGGACAAGCAGGACCUCGUUCCCGUCCUCGGAGGAGAACGCUGGUUGUUGAGCAAUGUCAUCCACGAUGUUGCCGCCACUCUGCUGUAUCUGUCCACCAUUGGGAUCAUGAUCUACAAAACCCAAAGGAACUCCUACUGCAACCUGGAUGUCUACAAACAUCACUGCUUGUACAAGGUCUACCUCACUGCCUCUGUCUUCGCCUGCCUCACCGCCGGCGUCUAUCUGCUCUCCACCGUCUACGGCAGCUACAGGAAAUGUCGAGGUGAGCGGACGGUCGUGUGAAAACCGACUCCAUCCCUCACACCCUGCCACUGCGAGACAUUUUGAAAAGCUUUUUGGAGACUAAAAAAUCUCCUUUUUUUUUAUCAAAGCAGAGGGUUGAUCCUCUUGCCUCAGGCUUUCAGGUUUGUUUGUUGCUUUUUAUACAGUAAUUUAUAGAGCUUUUGUACUGCAGUCACACGUAAAGUCUAUUUUACACUUGUGUUUAUGUUGCCGGAGCUCUAUAUAUAAGUAGUUGUAUUUUUUUGCAUUGUAUAACUGACAACUCAAAGAGUGGUUUGUCGCUUGACGAAACCAUAUUCUUCAUGUUUUGUUCUUUUAACUUUUUGAUAUGACAUAGAGCGAUUAAACACUAAGGCUCUGCUUCAUCUCCGUGUCUUUCAUCAAAUGUGUACAUGUGCUUGACUGUUCGACAAUCCUAGAAUGAAUCGCACCACAUCAAAGAUCUCCACUUGAUCCGCUUUUAAAGAGAGGAAAUAUUUAAUGCAGACAAUCAUGUUCUAGAAUGAAAUGUAAUAUGUGGCUGUUAACGGUUAAUAAAUAAGAAAGAAAUUAAGUAAAUGCAACUUCAUUUCUGUGUUUUGUAUGAUGUUUAAAUAAAUGGUUUCCUAAUUUGCUUGGUAAAUUUA